Messenger RNA from Prorocentrum cordatum, 3177 nucleotides. Lineage: Eukaryota; Dinophyceae; Prorocentrales; Prorocentraceae. The record is from the annotation of a GenBank genome assembly.
GAGAAAAUCAAUUCUGGGGUGAAUCAGUUGUGAUGUCGACCCCCCGUACACCCCUCCUGCAUCGAUCCAUCCCCACUUCUCCCCCCCCUCCGGCCGGGCCAGCUGGGCGGCGUGCCCACGCCGGGGGCCAUGAGCGCGUUGGGCUCGCAGACGCCCGAGCCCUCGAGGCAGGAGAUGAAGCUGGUCGAGGGAGGAGUGGGCCUGCUUCUCUUCGACUUCGACGGCACCCUCACCUCGGUGCCCGGCGAGAAGGCGAAACGCGGGCAGAAGAAGGCCGACCUCGAGCAGAGGGCGCGACUGCUGGAGCGCUAUCUUGAGGCGUUUCAGAGCGCUGGCAUCGUGUUGGGGAUCAUCACGAAGAGCCAGGAGGGCACCGUGCGCGGCGCCCUGGCGGAGGCGGGGCUGCAGCGGUACUUCGAGGGCCCGGUGAUAGGCAACGCCAUAGGUUUCGAGGGGAAGGCGGGCUUCAUCGAGGAGCUGCUCCAGGCGGUCGAUUUCCCCCACGUGCAGCGGGGCGAGGCACCGGCCGCCCGCGACGCCGCGGCCAUCGAGCACCUCUCAUUCGCCAGUUGCCCAGAGAUGCAAGUCGCGGAGCUGGAGAAGCAGCUGGCGGCAGCGCGGCAGCAGCUGGCCACCGGAGGGAGGUCUGAGAGCAACGCGAUGGAGGUCGACGUCGAGAGCGGGGAGCUGCCGCCGCAGACCCCCGCUCAGAUCCGCGUUCGGUUGGACGAGAUCGAUGAGGCCAUGCGGGCGAUCAAAGACCUCAAGGACCCCUGCUUCGAGAAGGCGAGAGAGGACUACGAAGGGGGGCGCAAGCGGCUGCGGUCGGACUUGGAGGCGUCCAAGCCAGUGCCUGCGCAGCUGCGCUCUCUGUCAUUCCAGUCGGCGAAGUGGAACACCAAGAAGGCCAAGCACGAGGGCCUUCUGGCGGCCGCCAAGAUGGAGGUGCAGAAGCUGCAGGAGACCAUCCGUGAGCAGGAGCAGUUGGUGGUCGAGGCUGAGCAGGCAGGCGAGCUCGUGGCCGCCCUCGGCAUCACGGUCGACAAGCUCGGAGGCAUCCUUGCAGGACUCGGAGACGACGGUCAGUUACAAGCGAAGUUGGACUCGGCCUUGGAGGAGGCACGGGUUCUGGAGGAGCGCAGGAGACAGGGGCGGUCGACACCCGAGGCAGCGCAGCACGAUAACGCUGAGCCGCAGCGGGAGGCCGCCUCUCAGGGCGAGACCAGGCCUGAGCCUGGAGGAGUCGACGUACCAACACCAGACGACACGGACUUGGAGGAGCUGCGGGCUUUCCUGGGGCGCGCUGGGGUUGCUGCGCAGCCCGAGGCCGACGAGGCAACGAUCCGAGGGAGCGUUCGCAAGCUGGCCGAGGGGCUCAAUGAAUGGAGGAUUGAGAAGCGUGCCAAGGUCCAGGCUGGCGCGGGCGGCGAGCACUGCCUGGGCCGGAGCGGCGGCGACAGCGCCAAGGGCCGUGGCAAGGGGCGGGGAGGGCGAGCCGCGGACGCGAGGCAGGCUGGCCACAAGGGCAGCAUCGUGACGCUGAAUUGCUCGUCCGAGAAGCAGCUGCUCGAGUACAUGGUGCACUGCAGUCACACAGUGGUCGCGGUGCAGGAACAUCACGUUGCUCAUGAUGACCUGGCAGGCGCACAGCAUCGGUUGCUGGACGCGGGCUGGCAAGGCAUAUGGGCAGCGGCCAACCACGCAGUCAACGGUGGCACGCAGGCAGGGCUAGCAGUUUUGGCCAGGCCGAACGUCAUGAUUACGCGCGGGCCGUGCAUGAAUGGACAGACCGUACUGGCUGGCGGUCGAGCUUUGCCCGCUCAAGUACACUGGGAAGUCCCUGGAGGAGUGGUACUGGUCUCAGUGUAUCUUUAUGUCAAUGAAGGUUGGUCUGACAAUAACCUACACAUCAUGCAGGAGGUCAGUAGCUAUUUGGAAAGAUUGAAUCAUGCAGGCUACGAUUGGAUUGUGGCAGGAGAUUUCAACAUCGAAGCAUCCCAGUUCGGCGAUAUGCGAUGGUUACACGGGCUUGGUGGGAUGCUUCGGGCUCCAGCGGCGACCACAUGCAGACAGGCUAUGCCUGGUAGUUGCAUCGACUAUUUCCUCACGUCGUCUAACUUGAUGACACGAGUAGAGCAGCCGUGUGUUCAGGAGGCGGCAACCACGUUUCCGCACUUGCCAGUAUACAUGCUUAUCAGUGGCAAGGGCAUCCAGUUGUUUCAUCGUGAACUGCGUGGGCCGCGUGCCGUGCCCAAACAGCCGAAGCCAGGGUGCGCGAGGUUUCCAUUGUGUUGGCACGGAGUUGCACGUAUUAUAGAUGCCGCGUGUGACGACAGCAGUUUGCAGGUGGCAUGGGAUGCUGUGCUGAGCCAAAUUGAAUUAGAGCCGCUUGCCAGACAUGACGUCGUUGGCACCAAGGCUGAGCCGUUCGUUGGAGCAUGUGGCCCAGUAGAGUUUGAGAUUGUCAAGCUGCAGUGGCAACCACAGCAGAAGCGUUCAUACUUGUCAAAAGCAGCCAAUGCGUGGUGCGUUGCAGCCAGAUGGGCGCGACACAUGCGUAGGGCGAAAGAAGCUAUCAUUAAUGUCACGGCAAAGGUAAGUCUGCAGCAAGUGACAGGGGCGGCAGACAUGGCCCACCUGCACAAGCUGUCGAGUUUGACGAUUGAGCUAGGCCGCUUUUUGGCGAAGGUGCUGACUGAGACGGCCGUGCUCAGCGAGCUCGACAGCUGGGCGUCUGACUUGUUUCUGUUGGGAAUGGAGUUCCUUGUUCACACAGAAGUAGAUGCAGUGCUGGAUGCAAUCGAGGCCAAAGCAACGGAGCUUGCGGAGGCACACAGUCAGAAGACCGCCAAAGCCUGGAGGGACUGGGCGGCAGCCAGCUUUUCUAACGGCGCGCGCUUCGCGCAUAGGCACACGAAAGGGAGAGCGUUGCAGGAAGUGGUUAAUGCUAAUGUGACCGCUCGCACGCCCUCCCAGCCGUAUCAGCUAGCCGAUAAGGCCAUGAGGGACUGGGAAGAGAUUUGGUCGAUGCACGAUGCCGCAGUCCCUCAGUUGCCAGCAGAGGCGAAGGACUGGGAAGAGCUCCCACCUUUGACCUUGCAGGACUUGCAACGCGCCAUUCUUCAGUUCCCAUGGGCGACGGGAGUCGGCCAGUUCAGUUUUGCUCCUCGCAGUUAA